This is a messenger RNA of Fonsecaea erecta, 1143 nucleotides long. RefSeq lists its product as hypothetical. Gene Ontology annotation, molecular function: ditrans,polycis-polyprenyl diphosphate synthase [(2E,6E)-farnesyl diphosphate specific] activity. Lineage: Eukaryota; Fungi; Ascomycota; Eurotiomycetes; Chaetothyriales; Herpotrichiellaceae. The coding region runs from base 1 to 1143 and encodes 380 amino acids. Gene Ontology annotation, cellular component: dehydrodolichyl diphosphate synthase complex; endoplasmic reticulum membrane. The record is from RefSeq and is a predicted model, not a curated record. The transcript has a single exon.
AUGCCGCCGUUCAGCGAGGCCGACACCAGAAUCUAUCGCAGAGAUGUGGCUUUGGGCGGUCAAUCUCUCUCUGCUACCGAGCGCGAGAAGCUCUUGCAACGAUAUCUCCCCACACCACCCUCGGGGUUUUCGCAGAAAGAUUCACAAUUACCUAAUACCUCGCAACGCCAAACAUCCAAAGGGCACCGGCGAAGAGUGCGACCUUUCCUGAAGUCGAAGCUGCACUUCCUCGUCUUCUUCCUCAUCCAACUCGUUUUCGGCAUAUACAUUCGCCUGCGUCAAAUCUAUCACGCUGUAGUCUAUCGCCUGCUCGGCAUCAGGCACCAUCACCACCGCACCCCGGAGUACAUUCAGAAAGAUGUCCAGAACCUCGACCGCAUACCGGAGCACCUCAGUGUGAUAUUGAAGUUCAAGGCGGAAGAGGACGGGGGCCUAGAAGCAUUGAUAGACGAGGUCGCAGAGCUCUGCGCUUGGUCCGCAGCUGCGGGGAUUCCGAUGCUGAGUAUCUAUGAAAAGUCGGGGAUCUUGAAGACAUACAUGGCGUCCUUGCAGGAGUUGGUGAAGCAGAAGCUCUCGUCUUACUUUGGCGCUCCCCCGGCGACGCCCACCCUGAGAGUAUUUGCUCCCAAUCACCCCUCCAUGAGCCCGUCGCGGACACCGUCGCCGCAAAUACCAGCGCAGGCACUCGCCGGUGGAAUUUACGGCUCAAACGUCGCCACGGGCCGGGCGCAUUUGGACCUCCUCCUACUGUCUGCCACGGACGGGCGAGACACGCUAGUCGACCUGACCAGAACACUGGCCGAGAUGGCCCAAACCCAAAAGCUACGUCCUACAGACAUAACUUCCAAUCUCAUUAACGCCGAAAUCAGCGCGACGACCGCGGUUCCGGACUCGAGGCUCGCGCACGGCGACAGGCCGGCAGGCAAAGAGGUCGACGCAGGAGAACCGGAUCUUGUCAUCGUGUUUGGGCCGGUUGUGAAGCUGGAUGGCUAUCCGCCGUGGCAGAUCCGGCUGAGUGAGAUCUUCUGCGUGGGCGAUUCCGGCGGCGAUGUUUCUGGCAGCGGCAGCACGAGGGUUGAGUACCAGGCCUUCCUCAGGGCGUUGUGGAAAUAUGCAGGUGCAAAUUUCAACUUUGGGAGAUGA